This is a messenger RNA of Gopherus evgoodei (Goodes thornscrub tortoise), 1662 nucleotides long. Its product is annotated as zinc finger protein OZF-like. The record is from RefSeq and is a predicted model, not a curated record. The transcript is spliced from 2 exons. NCBI's taxonomy places the organism in Eukaryota, Metazoa, Chordata, Testudines, Testudinidae. Gene Ontology annotation, molecular function: DNA-binding transcription factor activity; RNA polymerase II cis-regulatory region sequence-specific DNA binding. Gene Ontology annotation, biological process: regulation of transcription by RNA polymerase II. Bases 1 to 1662 code for a protein of 553 amino acids.
AUGAGGCCACCCAAAGCCCAGCCCAGGCGGUGGCAGUUCCUCUGCCGUGAGUGCGGGAAGAGCUUCACCUGGGGGUCGGCUCUGAACAUCCACAGCAGAUCCACACCAGGGAGCGGCCCCCCCCCGUGUGCUGAGUGCGGGAAGCGCUUCCGCCAGAAGCAGCACCUCCUCCUGUACCAGUGCAGGCACUGGGGGGACGGGGCCUGCUGGGGUCCCUGGCGCUCGGUAGGACAGAUCGGCCUGAACGGGCCCCAGCUGGCCCAGGCUGGGGAGUGGCGCUUCGCCGUGGGCCAGUUCCCGCAGAACGUCCAGUGGGAGCCACAUCCCCUGGCCUUCCAGAAGCCUCCUGCAGGGCACAGACCCUUCCCCGGGCGGCGGCAGUUCAUCUGCAGAGAGUGUGGGAAGAGCUUCAGCUGGUGGUCGGCCCUCACCAUCCACCAGCGCAUCCACACCGGGGAGCAGCCCCACCCGUGCCCUGAGUGCGGGAAGCGCUUCCGCCAGAAUCCCAACCUGGUCCGGCACCAGCAGAUCCACACCGGGGACUGGCCCCUCCUGUGCGGGGAGUGCGGGAAGCGCUUCUGCCAGAAUCCCAACCUGGUCCGGCACCAGCAGAUCCACACCGGGGAGUGGCCCCUCCUGUGCGGGGAGUGCGGGAAGCGCUUCUGCCAGAAUCCCAACCUGGUCCGGCACCAGCGCAUCCACACUGGGGAGCAGCCCCACCCGUGCCCUGAGUGCGGGAAGCACUUCCGCCAGAAUCCCAACCUGGUCCGGCACCAGCGGAUCCACACCGGGGAGCAGCCCCACCCGUGCCCUGAGUGCGGGAAGCGCUUCCGCCAGAAUCCCAACCUGGUCCGGCACCAGCAGAUCCACACCGGGGACUGGCCCCUCCUGUGCGGGGAGUGCGGGAAGCGCUUCCGCCAGAAUCCCAACCUGGUCCGGCACCAGCGGAUCCACACCGGGGAGCAGCCCCACCCGUGCCCUGAGUGCGGGAAGCGCUUCCGCCAGAAUCCCAACCUGACACAGCACCAGCGGAACCACACAGGGGAGCGGCCCCACCGGUGUGGGGAGUGCGGGAAGGGCUUCGCUCAGAAACCCAGCCUGGUCUGGCACCAGCAGAACCACAUGGGGGAGCGGCCCUACCGGUGUGGGGAGUGUGGGAAGGGCUUCGCCCAGAAACCCAGCCUGGUCUGGCACCAGCAGAACCACAUGGGGGAGCGGCCCCACCGGUGUGGGGAGUGCGGGAAGGGCUUCGCCCAGAAACCCAGCCUGGUCUGGCACCAGCAGAACCACAUGGGGGAGCGGCCCCACCGGUGUGGGGAGUGCGGGAAGGGCUUCGCUCAGAAACCCAGCCUGGUCUGGCACCAGCAGAACCACAUGGGGGAGCGGCCCUACCGGUGUGGGGAGUGUGGGAAGGGCUUCGCCCAGAAACCCAGCCUGGUCUGGCACCAGCAGAACCACAUGGGGGAGCGGCCCCACCGGUGUGGGGAGUGCGGGAAGGGCUUCGCCCAGAAACCCAGCCUGGUCUGGCACCAGCAGAACCACAUGGGGGAGCGGCCCCACCGGUGUGGGGAGUGCGGGAAAGGCUUCGCCCAAAAGCAGCACCUCCUGAAACACCAGAGUAUCCACGAAGGGGACAGAGGCCCCAGAGCAUGCAGGCUGUGA